Arachis stenosperma is the source of this 1980-nucleotide messenger RNA. RefSeq lists its product as uncharacterized. NCBI's taxonomy places the organism in Eukaryota, Viridiplantae, Streptophyta, Magnoliopsida, Fabales, Fabaceae. The coding region runs from base 171 to 722 and encodes 183 amino acids. The transcript has a single exon. The record is from RefSeq and is a predicted model, not a curated record.
ACACACGUAUAAGGUAACCGGAGAUUCAGACAUGCGCAGUGACCAGAUUGCGACACAGAAAAGAACCACAGAAGAAUAACGAAAGAAAAAGGGGUUUUUUAUUAAAAAAAAAAAAGAAAAAGAAAAGAAAAGUUGUCUGUUUGGUUCUGUUCUUUCUCUGGGUUUUGUCUAUGGCAAAAGUAGAAGAUGAACAACAACAACAACCCCCAAAUUCUUCAUCCAUGGAGCCACCUUCCUCGUACAUCUUCCUCCUCAACAUCAUGAGCAAAAGAAGAACAUGGGCAUGUCUCUUCUUGCUUGUUUAUGGCACCCUCUUAACAUCUUCGUGGAACUUUCUGAAAUCCAUGCUCUCUUGGUACAAUCUCCAAGCUCAAUCUUCAUCAUCAUCUUCUUCAUCCUCAUCUGGGUGGCCAGCAAUCUACACCUCAGUGAUUCUUGGCACAGUUUUCGGGAUCCUUUCAAUGGUUGCAGCUUUGGUUGUGAUGGUACCUGCGAUUCUUGUGACAUGGAUAACCAUAGUGGUGCUCCUUGCUUUCUUCGGUAAGCCGAAAAGAACUUUGGUUGUUGAAGGUAGGAAGAUUACAAAGGAGAUUUUUGGGUUUGUGGUUAAGAUUCUUUUGAAGGAAGGGAAUCUUGUUGCUGCUGUUUGUGCUGUUUUGGGGUAUUUUGCUUUGGUUAGGAGGAAUAAUUAUGAUGGACAACCCUCUGCUGCUGUUGAUUGAUAUUUUGGGGUUUCCAAUUUGGUCAUGAUUGGAUUUUGGGGUUUGAUCAUGAAGAUUCGUAGAUUGGGGUUUUCCAAAAUCAUGGAAGGUUGGUGUUCAUUUGGUAAAGUCACUUAAUCUCUCUCUCUCUCUCUCUCUCUCUCUCUCGUUCUUUUUUUUCCCUUUUUGGGAAGGUAUAGAGUAGGGAACUAGAUUAGAAUUAGAAAAGUUGGAAACUUUGACAAUGUUACUGAAAUGUAUUAAGUGCUAAAUAUGCUUAAUUAUCUUGGUGUAUGAUCUUGUUGAUUCAUUAAUUCCAAAACUUAGAAGCUAGUUGUUGUGUUGGUCACCAAGAUUGAGCUAUUUAUUGUUUGUAUAUACUUGAUUCUGAACCAACCUGAAGUUGGUUAUUUGCAAAUACUUUAAUCUUUAACUAGAAAGUGAAAACUAAAGCACAUUUGUGUUUUCGUGUGAAAUUUAUAGUUGAAUACCGUUUGACUAAAUUAUAUCUAAUUGUUCUUCGCCGUCAAUUUUAUACGCAGACAACUGCAUAAUGUUUAUGGAUAGCUACCAUUUGGUGGAAUCUUAGUUAGGCCAAGUUAGUCAAAUUAUUGGUAAAAAGACUCGAAUGUGUGUGGUUCGGUUUAGAACUUAGAACAGGAUAAAAGAGAUGUGAUUCAGUUGUUAUUGUUCCAUGUCUGUUAUUUUAGUAAAUUGUAUUUUUUAAAACCGCAACUUAGAAUCCAUAGAAAUGGAAAAAUUAUUUUUUAUGAAAGAAUUAUUUGAUGACUAUUCAAGUCAAAUUAGGCUGUUGAGUGAAGAUUAGGCCAUACUUUUAAUCUUAUUUUAUACUUUCAAGUGGUUCCCUACCUUUCAUAUUUAGCCAUCAGAGAUAUCAUCUUGUCUCAAGUCAAGUAUAAAUUUAUUCCGAAAUAACUAUAGUUACAGGUCAAGUUCUGGUUGAAGAAAUUUCUUAGGAAAGGCAACAUUAAUCAUUGAACUUCACCAGAUAACAACCUUUGGCACCAAUGAAGUGACUUUGUACUUGGUGCUAGUGUCUUAUGAUCGAUCCUUUUGGAUCUUUUUGGUUCAUCUUAGAGAGUGAAAUGACAAAUAUACCCAUAAAAAUAGAUUAUAUCCGGAUGGAAUUAUCUAUAGAAGAACAAAAAAUUAUCUUCUAAAAGUUUGAUUUGGAGAACAAAUCUCCCAAAAAAAAAAGGUAUUUUUCAGAUUUUUACGAGUGGAUUUCUCUUUCACACCAAGUUUUUGCGGAUAUCAA